Molecule: messenger RNA, 1061 nt
Organism: Pan troglodytes (chimpanzee)
Lineage: Eukaryota; Metazoa; Chordata; Mammalia; Primates; Hominidae
Gene: C7H7orf33
Product: chromosome 7 C7orf33 homolog
Exons: 3
Coding region: 69-602 (177 amino acids)
Source: RefSeq, a predicted model, not a curated record
CUUAGAUAUUGGUGGUGAAGCGCCGCUCUCCUUGACAGCAUCCAGGAAAGGUAAUUACCUUUGCCAAAAUGCAAGUGGAAGUUCAAAGCCUCAGCCUUGAAGAGUGUCCCUGGAGACUUCCAGGCCCCCAAUGUGAAUGUGAAGCCCUCCUGCCCAGUGGGGCAAGGCGCCGGAUUGACCUUCGCCUGAGUGGGAGGGCAGUCGCUGUUUGGGUCCACGUUAGGGACGGUCCAGGUCAACUUAACUUGUCAUAUGCCACGGGAAGACAUAAGAAGCCAAACCCACACCAAAACAUGAACCGGGGGAUGGAAUUUAUUGCUCCUGUAUCAGCUCCCACCAAAUCUGGUGCCCCGUGGCAUUUUCUUUCUCAAGGUCCCACGGAUGCCCAGAGAGCAGUCAGAAUCAGGCCAGGCACCAGGAUGGGCUUGUCCUCAGAUCCAGUUGUUGGCACCUUGUCUUCCAGUUACCUAGAUCUGCUAACUCUCUCUUACAAGCCUGGGAGGAGAGUGACAAGUUCAUACCUAAUUGUAUGUGGGCAUGAAGUAAGAAAGCUCCAGAAUUCUGUUGAGGCCACAAGGAUUUCCAGAACUGGCAGCAGUUAAGAAUUUCGCAGACUCGAAGACUCACACCUCUAAAUUUGUGUAGAUUGUGAAAUCUCUUCUUGCAAGAAAAAAGAGAAAUAGCUGAAGUUCUGGAAAUAACAGUUGAUGAAAACUUGGUAAUCUGAAGUCUGAACUUUGAACACCAGCAGACAGGCUGAGAAUUCUCUUUGAUCAUGAGCCCAAGUUCCACGUGUACCUGCAGGAAUCUGUGCGGCAUUUGUGCACUGGUGUGGGGCCCAGGAGAGGACCACGGAGUGACAAGCCACCAGGUUCUAAAGGGAGACGAAGAUCCCCAGAGGACCUGGAUAGAGAUGUUUCCCUGACCAUUGUCUGCUGUGUGCUCCCGAUGAUGAGACUCUAGAGUUUACAACUGAAACACACUGUCAUUUAUGAUAUUAUUUGUAAUAUCUGGUAUGUCUAAGUAAAACAUGCAUUCAGUAAAACUUGCGAUGAAACUUA